AUGGGGCCCUACGACGAUGGCCCUGAUGACUGCAAUGGCGCCGACGCCGCCGCUCCCGGUAGCAAGGAUAUAUACGUCCAGCUGGUCCUCUCCUUCGCCCUCGGCAUCUCAGCCUUCAUUGGCUUCUGCAUACUCCGCCCGCGAUGGCAGACACUUUACGCUGCGAGGAAACGCCACACCAACGCCCAGAUCGCCCUGCCCGUUCUCCCCGACAGCUUCCUGGGAUGGAUACCCGCGCUAUACAAAGUCACCGAGGAGCAGGUUCUCGCAUCUGCCGGCUUAGAUGCCUUCGUGUUUCUGUCAUUCUUCAAAAUGUCCCUCCGUCUAUUCGCCACUAUGCUCCUCUUCUCCGCCGCCGUCCUAUUGCCUAUACACCAAACCUUCGAUAACCCCCGACAAGAACCGAAUCCACCCAAUAGCUCUUCGACUUACGAGGUACUCACGGUAGGUUACCAACCAUACGACCCAGCCGAUACCGUCUUUGUCUCAGAAGCCAAGGGCCUCAAGGAUCAGAGCUGGAGUUACCUCGGGGCGUACCUUGUUUUCACCUGGUUUUUCUCCCUCCUCACAGUAUACUUUAUGAACUCGGAAACCCACAAGGUCAUUCAGAUACGGCAGGAUUAUCUGGGCACCCAGUCCACCAUCACCGACCGGACGUUUAGGUUGACGGGGAUCCCGGAAGAUAUUAGAACAGACGAAAAGAUCAAGGAGUUCGUCGAGAACCUAGAAAUCGGUCACGUCAGGAGUGUCACUCUAUGCCGAGACUGGGCCGAGAUCGAUGGGCUCAUGGCUGAGCGACGCUCUAUUCUGCAGAAACUUGAGGAAGCUUGGAGUGCUUACAUGGCGCAAACGCCAACCCUGUCUCGAGGCGCUGGUGGCCCACAACCGAACGGCGAAACGAACGAUGACCGAGAGGAUGGAGAGAGCUACGCAGAGGCGCAUGAAAAUGGUCGACUUCUUGCCGGGAACAACAUUCAGAAUCUCAUUGCCGAAAGGGUACGGCCCAAAGUUCGUCUUCGGUUUGGUUUCCUUAAGAUGCGAAAUCGCAAGGUCGAUGCGCUCGACUACUACGAGGAGAAACUGCAACGCCUUGAUGGGAAAAUCCGUGCAGCCAGAAAGAAGGCAUAUCCGCCUACCGACAUUGCAUUCGUGACAAUGGACUCCAUCGCAGCCUGCCAAAUGGCAAUCCAGGCCACGGUCGAUCCAAGACCUGGGCAACUGUUAUCCAAACCAGCGCCGUCUCCGUCCGACGUGAUAUGGAAGAACACUUAUGCGCCAAGAUGGCGACGUCGUCUGCAGUCCUGGGCAGUCACUGUCUUCAUCACGUUCCUGUCAAUUCUUUGGUUCUUCCCUGUUGCCAUUCUAGCACAACUGCUCAGUAUCUGCACCAUUGAGCGGAUUGCGCCGUCCUUGGCCGACACUCUCCAACGACACGACAUCACCAAGGCCUUAGUCCGGACUGGUUUGCCUACCCUGGUGGUCUCUUUACUAAGCGUCCUGGUACCUUACCUCUACGACUAUCUUUCUAACAUCCAGGGCAUGAUAUCACAAGGCGACGUCGAGCUCUCGGCCAUAUCGAAGAACUUCUUCUUCGUCUUCUUCAAUAUUUUCGUCGUGUAUGCAGUAUCGGGCAGUGCAGCGCUUGCCGACUUCUGGAAAAUCAUUCGAGACUCCUUGAGUGACACCAACACUAUUGCCAGAAAGGUAGCCGAGUCGAUACAGAACUUGAGCACCUUCUACCUCAACUUCAUCAUGCUUCAAGGCUUGGGUCUGUUCUCGUUUAAACUCCUCCAAUUCGGCAGCGUGUCCAUGUACCCGAUUUAUCGCAUGGGAGCCAAAACCCCCCGAGACUUCGCUGAGCUUGUGCAACCUACUCUAUUCAACUACGGAUUCUACCUCCCCACCGCUCUGCUGGUGUUUAUACUGUGCCUAGUGUACAGUGUUCUUCCAGGUUCAGAGCUGGUCCUACUCCUAGGUCUUUGCUAUUUCGGACUCGGGUACUUCGCUUACAAAUACCAACUACUAUAUUCCAUGGACCAGCCUCAGCAUGCCACUGGCGGGGCCUGGCCGAUGAUAUGCCGGCGUAUCAUCGUUGGCCUCGUGGCAUUCCAAGUUGUCAUGAUUGCUAUUCUAGUAUUGCGCAAGGCGUUCAUCGCCGCUGUACUUGUCUUGCCUUUGGUGGUGCUUACCCUUUGGUAUAACUUCUACUUCGCUAGGCGUUUCACACCACUCACCAAGUUCAUCGCGCUUCGAAGCAUUAAGCGAGAUUCAGACCCCGGCUCUGAAAGUCACCCCGAUCGACUCGAGUCCGAACAACCGGGACACCAAACCCGUCUUACCAGGCGAAUGAGCACAGUGGACGAGGAUAGGGAGAAGGGUAUGAAGUUUAUCAACCCGAGUCUUGCUGUCCCUCUGGAACAGCCUUGGAUCUAUAAAGAUCCGCCGCCGCCGCUCUCUCCGGAAGAGGCCGUGGGUACCUCUAUCGAAAGUCCACCGAGCUCUGAAGGGAGCCGUGACUCAACGCCAGAGGGUAAUACACCGACCGGAAGUGUGUCGAGCGCUUUUAGUCUGGGGGACACGCACAUAUGGCGAGAUAAUGGCGACAAUAACGUGUGA
This is a messenger RNA of Anthostomella pinea, 2616 nucleotides long. The record is from the annotation of a GenBank genome assembly. Lineage: Eukaryota; Fungi; Ascomycota; Sordariomycetes; Xylariales; Xylariaceae.